Messenger RNA from Arachis duranensis, 1361 nucleotides. RefSeq lists its product as uncharacterized. Bases 328 to 651 code for a protein of 107 amino acids. Gene Ontology annotation, molecular function: RNA binding. NCBI's taxonomy places the organism in Eukaryota, Viridiplantae, Streptophyta, Magnoliopsida, Fabales, Fabaceae. The transcript has 5 exons. The record is from RefSeq and is a predicted model, not a curated record.
UUCUCAAUAGUCAAGAAAUUUAAUUAUGCUUGCAAUAAAACCUUAGAAAUCUAUUCAGUAUUUUCACUUAAAAUAAUUUUAUUUGUAUAUGUAUCUGGUCACUACCUCUAUGGUAAAUACUAAACAGAGCAGCACUAUCUAAUCUAGUGUAGUAGAUGUAGAUCAACUCAAACUUUUAUGAACAGAAUAGAAACGAAAGUUGGGGAAGGACGUGAAGUGCCAUCAACUUCUGUGUAUGUGUUGUGGCCAAUGGCAGUGAAGGGUGUCUUUUGGAUGCUUGCUUUUCUAGCUGCAUAAACGGGCAAUUAUUGGAGAAAGAGAACUGUUAUGCGUGACAAUGAGCGAUCAAUUGGACGAUCUCGUGGAUUUGGAUAUGUUACAUUUGCUUCAAUGGAUGAUGCUAAGGAUGUUCUAUCAGGUGAACAUGUUCUUGGCAACAGGAUGCUGGAAGUCAAAGUGGCCACACCAAAGUGGGGUUAUGGAAUUCCCAGUGGGAGGCCAUCAAGAGCAGAUUGGAGAGACUUGGGAAUGGGACACGAUGAAAUGAGGGGAUUACUCCCUAUUGCUUUUGAAUAUUCAGCGAGAAUGCUGUUCACAAAGGCAUCUUCCAGUGCUCAUAUGUUGCAUGCCAUGAACUGUGCGCCAAAGUAGCAUAUAUUAUUGUUUUGUUGUUGUUGGAUUCCUGAAGAAGAAAAUGACGUUACUGGUAACUGAAAGACUUAAAAAUCUUAUAUGAUUGUAAAUUCCUUUAUAUUUGUUGUAGUGUGCUAUUUAUUUGAGUCUCUAAUAAUGAGCACUUUUUUCUUGCUUAGAGAAAGUUCACACAAAAUAAUUGAUUUGUGCAAAAUGAAAUGAGGUUGCAGAUAAGCAGAGAAGGUAGUGCUCAGAUAUAUCACAGUUGGUGCAAUAGUUGGAAGUUGUUUAUGAGGUUCAAGGUCCUUGAGAAUGCGAAAUGGACACUCUCGUGGAGAGUGGGAGUCUUGCUGCGACUGCUUCCGAAGAAGUGGUUAGGAAUUGGUAAAGAAACCUGAUAUCAAUGUCACUGAGAUGUCCAUUUGAUCAGUAUAAUGGAUGGAAUGUACAAUGUUAGCUGUGUUCUGGUUUGAAUUAUGUUAUUGACUCACUGCUUGUAGUGUAUAAUUUGUGCUCUAUGCUUUCCUUUCGUUUGAGUACUUCAUAUGUCAGUAGGAAAUGUGUGAUUCAGUGUAAGAUAGAAAAAUGUCAUAUUUGAGUUGCUCUUGUAACACAACCAUGACUAAACACUUCAUUGCUUAUUUCUAUGAAAAUAAGGCAAGUAAUGUUAUGUUUAACAAGAAUGAAGAAUCACUUCUUAUACUCAUUUAGAUUCCGUUCAGUUGCUG